Messenger RNA from Hylaeus volcanicus, 942 nucleotides. RefSeq lists its product as uncharacterized. The transcript is spliced from 6 exons. The record is from RefSeq and is a predicted model, not a curated record. NCBI's taxonomy places the organism in Eukaryota, Metazoa, Arthropoda, Insecta, Hymenoptera, Colletidae. The coding region runs from base 222 to 890 and encodes 222 amino acids.
AAAUUGGAACUAAAUUAUUGAAGAUAUGCAACUGCCUACACAUCUCCGCAGUGAAGCUUGCUAUUCUACCAUCUCUGAUAGAAGUUCUGGUUUGGUUGAAACGUUUGAACGAGUCAGUCGAUUUGCUCAAGGAACUAUACUUUUCCGCCAAGGAGGACAUAGAUCAGUCUUCCAUCACCUGGUACUACGCUCUGUCUUUGGAAUUGCUCCUGGACGCCGGAAUGGUCUUGGAGUCCUACGAGGCCUGUCUCUCGUAUCACUCUAAAGCUAUCGUUUGCAGGUCCAGAUCCUGCGUGUCACGGGAUCCAGAAAGCUUGAUGCGCCUCACCACUUGUUUAGGCAUCUGGCAAUUGAGAAUGAUCAUGCCAGUGGUCGACGAGUUCAUACUGGACGUAGACGUGUACACGAAGGGCAUCGAGCGAGGCAAGUUCUCGCAGAUCUACAAUUGCGUCAAGGGUUUAGAGAGCUACCUGCUAAUACUCAAUCGUCGAAUCAAUAUCAAGCAGUCCAACGACCUGAUCGUUCGAUUGGAGAACGCCAACAUCCUUAGGACGGUCCUUCGAGAAUCGUCCUCUCGCGCGCCGUUCGUUAAACCGUUUUUAUACUUGUUACGAGCCUACAUGAGCGUCCAACGAGGAAGAAAGCCCAUGUCCCAGUACCUCUUAAAGAAAUCGCAUAAAUGGUCCUCGUAUCAGCAAAAUCAGAUGAUGCUGGCCUGGGCCAUGCAGAAUGAAAGAACGUGGACGGAGAAAUACAAUAACAUGGCGGGCUAUUGGUCCGAACACGUGGGCGCCGCGGAUGCUAUUCGAUGGCAGGAAAUUCACGAUUUCGACUUGGACGCUUGGUCGACGAUAAUGUACCCACUUCCGAUUCCUGAUAGUACUAUUUAAAGAAGCUGUACCUCGCAGGUGACGAUAUACUUAGCGAUAACGUAACAGGAGG